Messenger RNA from Cordyceps fumosorosea ARSEF 2679, 3366 nucleotides. RefSeq names its product ubiquitin conjugation factor E4. Gene Ontology annotation, biological process: protein polyubiquitination. The coding region runs from base 1 to 3366 and encodes 1121 amino acids. Gene Ontology annotation, cellular component: cytoplasm; ubiquitin ligase complex; nucleus. Lineage: Eukaryota; Fungi; Ascomycota; Sordariomycetes; Hypocreales; Cordycipitaceae. The transcript has 5 exons. Gene Ontology annotation, molecular function: ubiquitin-ubiquitin ligase activity. The record is from RefSeq and is a predicted model, not a curated record.
AUGGAUCCCAACGACCAACCGUACGGCGGCAACGAAGCCCCCGACAAGGAGAAACUGGAUCAGAUUCGAGCGCGUCGGCUCGCGAAGCUAGGAGCGCCGAAACCGCAGACUGAUAACGAGGGUGGCAGUGGCAGCAGCGCCGGUGGCCAGUCCGCCUCGCCCAAGCCAACGACAGCAAACUCUUCGUCCGGCCCGGCGGCUCCCAAGACGAAAAUCAACAUCACACCGGCCGCUGCCGCCCCUGCGCGCUCUGGACCGAACCCGUUCACGCAGCUCGGGAUCGGCAAGCAGGGCGACGCCAAGGGCUCGCCAGGUACAGCCACCGCACCACACGCCUCCCCGCGCAAGAGAAGCUUACAAGAGAUGGGUGGCGGCUCUUUAGACGGCAACGCCGCUGCGCCGCCCCCGCGCAGGCCAACCACCGGAGGGCAGGCGGUAGAGACCGACGAGCAGUACGAGAACCGCACCCUGGCCGCCGUUUUCCGCCUCUCCGUCGACCCUCACCACAUGAGCACCCCGCAGGGCGUCCGCCUCACCUUCCUGCCCGGCCUCAACGACGAGCUCAACCAGGCCGGCGAGCCGCUCCGCCUGUCCGCGGCCACGCUCGACCAGGCCGUCAUCGAGGCCUGCUCCGCCUGGCCCGAGGACAAGCCCCUCCUCAACUACCUGCUGCCGUGCUGGAAACGCGCGGUCAAGCAGGCCGCCCAGAAGACGAGCUCCCCGGCGAGGCGCGAGGUCCACGAUGAGGCAAAGAGGCUGUGCAUGAGCAACUGUCUGUUUGCUGUUACCAUGCCAGAACUCUACGGACGCGUUGCGAACCCCAAUCACGACACCAUCGCGCCGCAGUUGCUCCGCGGCUUCACUGACGAGAACGGCAUUUGCUUUGAUUUCAUCCAGGAGGCCAUCAAGCGAUUCGACGAGGAUGAAGCCUUUCCAGAAAUUUUCAACAACGCCAUGGUUCGCAUAAGCAGCCAAUUAUCUUUCAUGUCCAUGAAUGACAACUACAAGCCGCACGUCCAGGCCUUGCUCACCUACACCCGAUUUCCCAUCCUCAUCACCAACCUCUCCAAACAUGCCACCUUCAACAUGGCGCAGUCCGCCCCCGGCAUCGAAAAGCACACCCUUCUCGGCCCCUUCUUCCGCCUCUCCCCCCUUCAAGCCAAAGCCGCCAAUAGUUACUUCCCCGGUGCCCGAUCCCUCGACAAGGGUCGCAUCACAAAUGCGCAGGAUGCUCUUCGCAUGGUUUUGCGAACCCACCAAGACGACCUGUUUACGAUUUCCAAUGCCUUCAUAAGAGCAGGCCCGGAGACGAGAACACGAACGUUGGAUUGGUUCGCGCGCAUCAUGAAUACAAACCACAAACGCAGAGCUAUUCAGGCUGAUCCCCAAGAGAUUGCCUCUGAUGGUUUCAUGCUCAACAUUGCAAGAAUCAUGGAUCGAUUUUGCGAACCUUUCAUGGAUAACGACUUUAGCAAGGUGGACAAGAUCGACAUCAAGUACCUGCGACGCAAACCGCGCGUGGACAUCAAAGACGAGACCAAGAUCAAUGCCGAUCAGGCCACGGCCGACAAGUACUAUGAGGCGAAAGAAGAGGGCGAGUCCAACUUUAUUUCGGAGGCCUUCUUUCUUACUCUUGCCGCACAUCACUAUGGCAGUGAGUCCCUACACUCUCUUCUUAAGAACCUUGAAAAAGAUAUCAAGUAUUUCGAGUCACGGAUUCAGGCCAUGGAAGCGGAGCGCAGUAAGGUGGCCAGCAAUCCAAGUCAACUUCCCUUGUUUGAAUCGACGCUGCAGAAGCACGUUAAGGUCUUGGAGAACAGCAUCGCGUACAAACAUGCAAUAGAGAGCGUUCUUCUAGAUGACCGCAUGCAGAGCACGUCGCUCCGGUUCAUGCGAUACGUAGCCGUCUGGCUGCUUCGCAUUGCCACCGGCCAAAAUUACAAACCCGGCAGAGAAAGCCAGGUGAUCAAGCUUCCCCUGUCGGACCAGAACCAGGAGGCAUUCGCUUGCCUCCCCGAAUACGCCCUGCAAAAUAUCGUAGACAACUUCAAGUUUGUCUUUAAGUGGCUACCUACCAUUCUGCCCAGUGCCGUCGGCGAGGAGAUGAUUGCCUUGUGCGUUACCUUUCUGCGGUCCUCGGACUGGAUCAAGAACCCCUAUCUCAAGUCCUCCCUGGUCUCGUUGCUGUUCUACGGAACUUGGAGCUUCCUCCAUCUAAAGAAGGGUGUUCUUGGCGACCAGCUGGUAGCCCUGCCGUUUGCCAAUGAAUACCUCCUUCACGCGCUGAUGAAGUUUUACAUCGAGUGCGAGUCGACGGGCAACAAUGCCUUUUACGACAAGUUCAACAUUCGCUACGAGAUCUUCCAGGUGAUCAAAUGCGUCUGGUCCAAUGACGUGUACAAACAGCAGCUCACACGAGAAAGCAAGACCAACCGCGGAUUCUUUGUGCAGUUUGUCAACAUGCUGCUCAACGACGUGACCUACGUCCUCGACGAAGCGUUGACCAAGUUCCCCAAGAUUCGAACACUGGAGAUAGAGCUCAAGGGCGCAGACAUUUCGGCGGAGGACCGCCAGAAGAAGCAGGAGGAGCUGCAGACACUCGGCAACCAGGCGACGUCGUACAUGCAGCUCGCCAACGAGACGCUUGAGAUGAUGAAGCUCUUCACCAACGCGCUGAGCGACGCCUUCACCAUGCCCGAGAUCGUGUCCCGGCUGGCCAGCAUGCUCAACUACAACCUUGAGACGCUCGCCGGCAAGCGGGCGGCCGCCGAGCUCAACGUGGAGAACCGCGAAAAGUACCACUUCCGGCCGAUCCAUCUGCUGUCCGACCUCGUCGAGAUUUACCUGAACCUGGGCGCUUCGUCUGUCUUUGUCGACGCCGUGGCGGCCGACGGGCGGUCCUACAAGCCCGAGGUGCUCGACCGCGUGACGAUGAUCCUGACCUCGAAGCACCAGAAGGACCCGGCCGACAUGGCGCGCUGGGAGCGCCUGCGGGAGCGCUUCCGCGCGGCCAAGGCGGCGCUCGACCAGGCCGAGCUCGACCUCGGCGACGACAUCCCGCCCGAGUUCGAGGACCCCAUUAUGGGCGACCUGAUGCGCGACCCGGUCCUGCUGCCCUCGCGCCACAUCGUCGACCGCUCCACCAUCGUCCAGCACCUCCUCAGUGACCCCAAGGACCCCUUCACCCGCCAGCCCAUGACGGUCGAGGACGCGGUACCCCAGCCGCUCCUCAAGGAGAAGAUUGAGCGCUGGCGCGAGGAGAGGGUCGCAGAAGCCAGGAAGAAGUUGGCAGGCGGCGGUGCUGCUGCUGCUGCGGGAGAGACGGGUGCGGCGGCGGGAGAAGCGAUGGAUACGACCGAGGGUUGA